Messenger RNA from Xyrichtys novacula (pearly razorfish), 4874 nucleotides. The record is from the annotation of a GenBank genome assembly. NCBI's taxonomy places the organism in Eukaryota, Metazoa, Chordata, Actinopteri, Labriformes, Labridae.
UUUUUUUCGCAGAUACUAAAAAAAAGGAAAGGCAAAAUCUUGUUCCCCUGGAUUCUUCUUGUGGAUUCAGGGAGCUACAGACCAAACUGAGACUGUGUUGGCUUCGGGAAAAAUAAGAAUAAGAGAAGAGGGUUAGAAUUAGACUGAUUCAAAAACGUUUUCUCGACUAAAAAGUGAUAUCUAAAUGUGAGUCUCGGAAAAAUAAACUCCAGGAUGCAUAAAGGUGACGUUUUGAGUCACUUCAGCAGCUAUGUUUUCACUCUCGCAGGGUGGAGGAUAUGAGUGUUUUGGUUCAUUCAUGAAAGAGGAAGAGGAUUAAACUCAUGGACGUGAAAGCACCAGUGUGAACACACCUAUACUUUCUCUAACAUUGGUGUGAGUUUUAAUGUGUGACUGGAGAGGAUCAGAGUGAGAAGACAGAAGGUAAAUUGGGAGGAAUGGGAGGAAAUUGGGGAGCAACUACUUUUGUCAUCCUCACUUUACUUCAUAACCAAGGUGGGUUGCAUGUCUUGUAUUUUAACUUUCAUUUGGUAUGAUGGACUUGAACGAGAUACUAGAUUCUUGAUUGUGUGGUUUUGCCACUAAAAUAGAUUGUUCUGGCUUACAGCUCUUAUCAGUGCCCAAACCACAGUUGGCGGCACAGAAGGUCAUAGCUUUGACUUCAGAUGUGAGUAUCCAGCCAACCUGGAGAAAAAUACCAAGUACUUCUGCCUUGUUGACAACAAUGUCUGCAAUGCCAAUACCCUAAUACGGACAGAAACUCAAAUGCAGCGGGUGAGAGUGGGACGAUUCUCUAUGUUUGAUAACACCACGGGAGGCUUUUUCACUGUCACGGUGGAUAAGCUGACUUUCAAGGACAGUGGGAUGUACUGGUGUGGAGUGGACAUCAAAUUAUACCCUGAUCGCAUCACUGUCAUACAACUCAAUGUUUCCCAAGGUACCAUGUGUCAUUCAGCACCAACAUCAACAUAUGAGGCACUUUUCAUGCAUAUGCAUAAAAUACCAGCUCAAUAGGUUGCUUACAAGACAUGUCAUUUACAGUUUCUGUCUGAGAGGGUCGUGUUUUAAAAAAAAGCAGGCUUUUACUCUAAAAGAGAACUGAGUAAUGUUUUUCCCCCCAUGCAUGUUCCUCUCUAUGAUUUUUCUAUUUGUAUAAAAGAACUUAAGCAUGUGAUUUUAAAGCAGGAAACUAAUAAGAAAGGUAGCUACGUGUGGUGUAAUACUCUUAAUGUUUACUUUACAGCUACUGUAUCUCCACCGACUGACUCCCCAAAGGAAUCUACAGUCGACAGUAAGUGAUAAGUCCAGCGUGUCCAUCUCAGUGUCUUCAUCAGUAAAUCAUACCUACCUGGUACUUUAUGUCAGGGAACUUCUAUCUUACUAUUGUGAUAGACCUGACAUACGUAAAUCCAAGCAUCUUGCAAGAGUGGUGUGGAAAAAUCACUGUGAGCGGGCAGAAAUAGUGAGCAGAACCAGACCCAGCCAUCUGCCCUGACUGGACAGGACGAGAAAAGGAAGUGAUGGGAGGGACGAAAGAGAAAUGGAUAGAAACAAACAACCUAGACAGGAACAGACACACCAGCUGAUAAUACAGGCUAUGCAAACUAAAAUAUCAACAACAAAAUGACCGUAGCAUUAAAAAACACUGAGACUUUUCAGCAGGUACAAUAAAGCAUAAUGACCUGAAUUCAUAGUGUUCAGUAUGUCGAACUGACUCUUUUUCAUGGUCAUUUUUUUUUGUUGUCUCCCCUGCAGGGCUCCACGCUCCACUCUACCUGACUGCUGUGAUGUGUGUGGCAGCGAUAUUUUGUGUGUGUAUGUUUACACUUUGUCUCCUGCUGGUUGUUAAACAGCAAAGAUCCAACGCACAGCGCAACAGAGAGGUUUGUCUAUCACAGAAUCUGAACCACACUGGCAACAUGACUGUAGGUCUGGAUCAUUUGCUUUAGUUUGGUACAAACAUACAAUUCGCCUUAAGGGUCUAAUUUGCUUGGUUUUCCUUUUCAUAACUAAAUACUUGCAUCACAAAUAACAUUUCACUCAUCUAUAUGUGGUGUAAACCCACAAAACUUCAACAGCACUCUCAGUUGUUUCAAGUUUUCAAGUUCAGCAUGAAAUUUAAACCUCUUGAUAUCAGUUGCGCAAUGCUAAAUACUCAUUUUGUGUAUGUUCAUACAGCACUGUGUAUUAUACUCACAAAAGACUGUUUGCUCUUUAAAGCUCCUUUAAGGAACUUUUGGUUUGGGUCAGUUAUGGUGCCCCCUGUGGACAACUCAGUCAGUGUUUGUCUUGUCCAUACUUGAAUGGCUGUCUUUGAAAGAAAAUCUCAUCCUGUUUACUUCUGACAGUAAAACAUAUCAUUGAUUGUGAAUUUUUUAUGGGUAAAGUGUAAAAACAGGGCUAUGGGGAGGGCUGCUGGGUAGACACCCAACCCCUUGCGCUGGUUUAAGGCAUCACAAAUUAGGAUAUAAAUAUCUUCAGUCAUUUCACCAAUAGUCUGGUUUGUUUUUGGAAAUCAUAAAAAAGCAUCGAUAUGAAUUCCUGCUCCAAAAAAAAAAAAAAUCAUGCUGGUCAAAACACACAGUGCAUCACAGUUUUGAGGCUGCUCAGCAUUGCAUUGCUGAAAGAGGCUAAGCAGGGCCUGAAAACAUCAGACCAUGGGGUAAUGAGAGAAGAUUGCCAGCUGGGCUGUUUUGUGAUGCCUAGAGCCUGUCUGCUGAGAUGAGUGUUCAUGGCAAUAAGUCAAACCCAUAGUCUGUAUAUGCGAUGGAUGCCAUCUGCCUCCUCGGUGGGUGAAACCACUGCAAGAACAGCACCCUCUGGUGACGGGCUGCAGUAAAGGUCAUAAAUCCCGCCUCCUCCAGCAAUCCCUAUGGAGCUGUGGACAAACUUUAGAAAUUUAUUACACAGAAUAUAGAAUUUUCUCCCCCCCUGGUUGUGAUGUUGAAAUGUAGUUAUUGUAAGACUGGUUUGUGCUCAAGUCCUCUUUUUUCUGUGUAGCUCUGUUUUUAAAAGUUAUUAGGGGGUUCAUGUUUUCAAUGAUUAACACUUGAUACAGCCUAUGGGCAUACAAGGAUUGCAUAGCUCACCCGGGGGAUACACUGUUUGAGCCGAGUGUUAUCACAGCGACUCUCUGCGACUCUCCCGCCGAAUGUGUACAAUGCUACUGCACAAUGUUGGUUUCAGGAAAUGGAGAAAAAAUGCAUUGUUACUGAGAGCUUUUCGGCCUAAACUGUAUACUGGCGGAAGGCAGGACCAAGUUUUCCAUAGUAAAUACAGUCUAUAGGCAAACCCUAUCAGGUGGCUUGUGAUUGUGUCGUAUGAGUCCAAAGGUCAACUUGGUCCCAUUAUUCUAAACAAACCACUUUCAGUACCAACUGUAGGCCUGAUUUAAGCAAAAUUCUGUGGCAACAUUAUUUGUUGUAUCAUCUUUACUCAUGCUCAGUGGGGUUUUUCCAUCCAUGUCACUGCACUUUUUGAGAUCAUUCUUGAAUGAUUAGCUGAGCCUUUGGUGCAUGCCAGUCUCUUUUUUUUAAAUUGGCCAGUUUACUGCAAGAAAUGAGCAGCAACAAGAGGGUGAAUUGCAGCUGAACCUCACCUGAAAGCAUUUCAUAGGACAUUUUAAAAGAAGACAGUAUGUACAAGAAAAUAAUACGGAUUAAAAUGUCAUGUUGUACGUUUACGAUAUUGGACCAGUCUUCACAUACAUGCAGGAAGUCCAGACUUCACCUGUAGCAUAGGGAAUGUCUAAUUUUUGAGCAAAUACAAUUUAGAGUUGGCAUUGUAAGAAUAUUAGCAUAUGUAUGGAGCAUUUAACUCAAGCAAGUACAUCACAUGACCUCUGUUGCAAGAGGCAGUUCAGAGUUAACAGAUUUCUGUUCAUCCCAUAGACAUCAGCUGACUACGAGACAAUGGUGCCAGGUGUUACUACUGAACCUCAGCUCUACUGCAGCUGCUCCGACCCAGACUGCACUGGUCUUCCAGCUCUACCACCACCACCCCCUGAUCUCUGGUCCCACUUCACAUCAAAGCAGUCCAGCGUUACUAGUGAAUAUGUGGAUGUGGAUGUGUCGGGGCACAUCUGCCUUUACCAACAUCUGGAUCCAGGACAGUUAGAGCAGCACGUCUAUCACUGUCUGAAUAAAGAUAACAGUGUUAAAGAUGGGCCUGGAGGAGUCAAAGAGUGGAUCAAUUGAUACUGUUACAGAAAAAAUCUACAUGGGUUACAACUCUGUGAUGAUGUCUCUGUCUCUCUUACAUACUAUCAUAACUUUAUUUUAUUUUAUUAUUUUUUUUGAACUAUGUAAGUUUUUUCUUGGACACAGGAGUAUGGUGGUUUUAAUGCAAAAUCUGAUGUAGCUCUUCCCAGCUGUCACAAAAGAAGUUGUUGAUAUAAUAUGUAAGGGGUAAUCUUAAGUGAGAGGGCUGUUUUAGUAGGAUGAAACCCUGAAUGUGUUCAGUGUACGUGAUUGUUCUCUUAACACAGUUACCUACAACAGAAAAAAAAAAAAUACCUGAUGAUGGAUAAGUCUCUUCACUUAACAAAUGGACGUUUAGUUUCCGUGAUUAAAACUGUUUCCAAGGCAAUGAAAAAAUGUGUAGCAUUCUCAGGGUCAAAUAGAUGACUGAGCUGUAAUAACUCCUCAUACCUGUCCAGGUCUGUUACAUUUCACUGCUUUAUCCCAAACUGUGUUCUAUGUAGUGGAACUUGUCUGUAUUGUAGCCUUUGGCUACAGUCCUUGGUAUUUCAUUUACUUUGUUGACCUUGGCUGUUUUCCUCUUUUUUUUCCAUACAGUAAAUUGACCAAUAUUGGAUUGUCUAAUUGUUUUAUUGAUCUAUAUGAUCAAAUAAAAGUCUCUGGAGUCUGUGAUAA